AUGUAUAUGAUGAAUAAAGUAUUGGAGAAUUUGAUCGGAAAGCCUGUUGAACAAAGAUUUGAAGAAAUCGAGCUUGAAGAAGUCAGAACACGACAUAAGGCUGAGAUUGAAGAAGAAAUGAAGGACAAGGAUAAAGGUGUUCAAGUUGAAGGUGUUUUUGAAGUAACUGAAAGGGCAAUCGUUCCGUCAAUUAUUUCUGAGUCACCUAUUCAAAAUCCUUGUCCUAUAUCUUUAGUUUCUGGUGUAUUUGAUGAUGAUGUAGAAGUUGAUGAUGUAGUAGAGGAUGAUGAAGAAGAAGAUGAUGAUAAGGUUAGGAAAGAUGAUGCAGAUGAUGUUUAUUCUGCAAGUAGUCAUGAUGAUGAUGAUGACGGGGAUGAUAACGAUGAUCAAGGUGGUACAGGCAUCAAAGUUACUGAAGCGUCUACUGAAGAAAAUGUUGAUCAUUAUCUUCAUGAUGAUGCUAAUGAAGAACCUGAGAAUGCUGAAAGUGAGGGGGAGUGGAUCGCUCAAUACAGAUCAGUUGACAAUUCGGCAGCACCUCGGCUCUGA
Helianthus annuus (common sunflower) is the source of this 549-nucleotide messenger RNA. Its product is annotated as trigger factor-like. The record is from RefSeq and is a predicted model, not a curated record. The coding region runs from base 1 to 549 and encodes 182 amino acids. The transcript has 2 exons. Lineage: Eukaryota; Viridiplantae; Streptophyta; Magnoliopsida; Asterales; Asteraceae.